CGGUCCUAAGUCACUUUUUUCAGUGAUGUUGUAAUUUUCAACAGUUAUUAAAUGAACUGUUGUAAGUCGAGGACUGCUUCUAUUGGUUGUUGCAUGCUGCCCAGUCUUUUUGGGGUGGGGCAGCUAUAAUAUAUUCAUCUUCAUAAUAGGAAUGCCAGUGCAUUUGAAAGAUUGUAUUUUGACUGACUGUUGCUUCAGAUACCCCUUGGCGCCAGAGCACCCCUAUCCAGCUCAACAACUCAGCUGCUACACUGCCGUAUCACAUUUUCUGAAGAAUGCGCAGGACUACGGGGUGGACCCGAAACGGAUCGUGCUGGCUGGCGACAGCAGCGGAGGCACACUUGUUGCCAGCACUGCUCAGCAACUUCUGAUGACAAAGGACCUGCCACAGCCCCGGGCCCACAUACUAAUCUAUCCUUUCCUACAAGGCCUGGAUUUAAAUUUACCUUCUUACCAGCAAAACCAGUUUAUUCCCCUCUUAGUCAAGAAAGAGGCUGUUCGUCUUGCCACAGUUUAUCUGUCGGGAACUGAUGCCGGGGUCAAUGAAAUUAUGGCCAAUGCUCAUGUCCCGCAGGAACUCAUGGCAAAGUAUCAGAAAUGGAUCAGUGCGGAACAUAUUCCGGAGGAAUUUAAAGGCCGGGGUUACGUGCCGUUUGUACCUGGUCCGUUUUCAGAAGAUCUUUUCCAAAAAUACAAAACAGUUUUCGACCCCAUAUUUUCCCCACUCCUGGCGGAAGAUGCCGUCAUCCAGCAGUUUCCAGAGACUUUCCUCUUAACCUGCGAAUAUGACAUUUUCCGAGAUGAUGGCUUGCUCUAUAAGAAGAGGCUGGAAGACAAUGGUGUCCCUGUCACCUGGCUUCACCUCAAGGACGGAUUCCAUGGGAUCACCUCGCUGAUAGAUAUGGGGUCAAUCCAGUUUCCAAGUACGAGGAAGAGUAUGAAUAGUGUAAUCCAAUUCCUAGAACGAUUCUAGAAAUCAAACAGCCUCGUUCCUCUUCCUUGUUCAUCUAGCCCUUGCCUUACAGAUCUGGAUCUGAAGAGGUUAUACCCUAUAAUUUCAUUCAUCUGUCCUGCUUAACUGACCUGAAGAUGGUCCACCAACCCUUUGAAGAGACACAUCCUUGCCCUCUCCAGCUCGUUCAUAGCCCACCACUCAGGUAGCCUGGUGUCAGGCUGUGCAGGAAACGGUGGUUUUCCCUCUUACCCAAAAAAGAGAAUUUCCCAUAUGACAGUCUAAGUGGCACCGAGGAACCAUUGGGAGAGUGGCCAGACGUCUAACUUUUGCGCUCUCCUCCUCCCUAUAGUCAGGACAGUGGUCUUUGGAAUAUCAAACUUGUGGAGAAUGUUGAACAUGACAGCACAAGGAAACAACAGCCCAUCACCAGCCAUCAACACCCCAAUGAACCAAUAGGAAGGCAUCACAUAAUUGCGACUCACAGAAUGGCCCAAAGUGCAUAUAGGUAGUCCUCGACUAACGAUAACAAUUGAGCCCAAAAUUUCUGUUGCUAAGUGAAUUUGCCUCAUUU
Molecule: messenger RNA, 1526 nt
Organism: Crotalus tigris (Tiger rattlesnake)
Lineage: Eukaryota; Metazoa; Chordata; Lepidosauria; Squamata; Viperidae
Product: arylacetamide deacetylase-like 3
Exons: 1
Coding region: 152-973 (273 amino acids)
Biological process (GO): triglyceride catabolic process
Cellular component (GO): cytosol
Molecular function (GO): triacylglycerol lipase activity; sterol ester esterase activity
Source: RefSeq, a predicted model, not a curated record